GCCCACUACUGAGUAACUUCUGGCAGUUACAUCACACCCAGGUGUCGUCACUAAAAUCGGCAUGCAGGAAGAUUGCAUAGUGCGCCCUCUCUUGAAAAGCCACGUUAUUUGAGUAUGUAUCAUUACUUACCUGAGAGCCGUGAUCAACGUCAGGCGGUACCACCAAGUUGAGUCUAAAGCUAGUGAGAUAAGCACCACAUAUGAUGCCUUUGACGGCAUUGUUGGUCCUUUGGAUCGAUCGAGGCCGGCAUCAAUCGACAAGCCGGGUCUCGGUACGGCUUGUUGACGAUGAGCAGUAUUCGCCACCCCUGACUUUGAAAUGGAAAACGGAGAUCAAUAACCCGGCAUCGCGAAUUUCGACGAUCGACGAAGGCGGUAAUAUAUUAUGUCCCUGCAGGUUUAUUGACGGCAUAAAGUGCGGAUUCUGUUCAAGCAUCAGGCAACAGGCUGGAAGUUGCGGGACCGAGGAAUUUUACAGUCAUUGUGGAGAUUUCUGCUAUUUUCCUCGUGAUAAUAACGGAGACUUGAUAGGUCUGGUGGGAGACGGGGGUAUAAGAAAGCAGUCAGACCUUGCACCUAUUUCGUGUAUGCGGACUCAGCAAGGACUCACCUAGGUUCAAACUCUUGCCCUGUUAACCGCGAGGACUGAACAUA
This is a messenger RNA of Pseudomassariella vexata, 654 nucleotides long. RefSeq lists its product as uncharacterized. Bases 201 to 614 code for a protein of 137 amino acids. The record is from RefSeq and is a predicted model, not a curated record. The transcript has a single exon. NCBI's taxonomy places the organism in Eukaryota, Fungi, Ascomycota, Sordariomycetes, Amphisphaeriales, Pseudomassariaceae.